Paramecium sonneborni is the source of this 312-nucleotide messenger RNA. The record is from the annotation of a GenBank genome assembly. NCBI's taxonomy places the organism in Eukaryota, Ciliophora, Oligohymenophorea, Peniculida, Parameciidae.
AUGAUUUUAUAUUUAAUAAAGAUUAAAAAAGAGAGUAUCAUAAUUGAGAGUGAUUAUACAUUAACACAAAAAUAAUAAAUAAAAUCUACAAAUAAUUCAAAUUCACAAAAUUUGAAACAAAUAAUAAUAAAUAUAUUAAAUAAAGUACACCUAAAAUUUUAGUUGUAACAACACCUAAAAACAAUAAUUAUAAUAAUAAUUAAGAAAUUGAACCAUGGGCAAAAUUAAAGAGAAUACCAUUAAAAAUAAUAAGAAGUCAAUGUGGAAAGUGUGAUAGCUAUACUGCUUUUUAAGUUAAACUUAUUAGACUGA